AUGGCGGGAGCUACGUCGGCGCUGUUCAUCAUGGACAUCAAAGGGAGAUGCCUGAUCAGCCGCGAUUACAGAGGCGACGUCUCUCCGAUCCAAGCAGAGAAGUUCUUCAACAAAUUCGUCGAGAAAGAGGGUGAUAUAGAGUCUCAUGGACCAGUGUGCUAUGAUAGUGGUGUCACCUAUAUGUUUAUACAGCACAAAAAUAUUUAUCUAUUGACAGCAUCGAGGCAGAAUUGUAAUGCUGCUAGCCUCCUCCUCUUUCUGCACCGUAUAGUUGAUGUUUUUAAGCAUUAUUUUGAAGAGCUGGAAGAGGAGUCACUGAGAGAUAACUUUGUGGUCGUGUAUGAGUUGCUUGAUGAAAUAAUGGAUUUCGGUUACCCCCAAUACACAGAAGCUAAGAUUCUUAGUGAGUUUAUCAAGACAGAUGCUUACAGAAUGGAAGUUGCACAGCGGCCUCCAAUGGCUGUGACAAAUGCGGUUUCGUGGCGCAGUGAGGGAGUCUUUUAUAAGAAAAAUGAAGUAUUCUUGGAUGUGGUGGAACAUGUCAAUAUACUUGUAAACAGCAAUGGUCAACUUAUCCGUUCAGAAGUUGUUGGGGCAUUGAAGAUGAGAACUUAUCUUAGUGGUAUGCCUGAAUGUAAGCUUGGUCUCAAUGAUAGAGUUUUGUUGGAGGCUCAAGGUCGAACCACAAAAGGAAAAGCCAUUGAUUUGGAUGAUAUCAAAUUUCAUCAGUGUGUACGUUUGGCGCGAUUUGAAAAUGAUCGCACAAUAUCUUUCAUUCCUCCUGAUGGUUCAUUUGAUCUAAUGACAUAUAGACUCAGUACUCAGGUAAAACCACUCAUUUGGGUAGAAGCACAAGUUGAAAGGCACUCAAGAAGUCGGGUUGAAAUUAUGGUCAAAGCUCGAAGCCAAUUCAAAGAGCGUAGUACUGCAACAAAUGUGGAAAUUGAAUUACCUGUGCCAUCUGAUGCUACAAAUCCCAAUGUACGCACAUCAAUGGGAUCUGCUAAUUAUGCACCUGAGAGAGAUGCAGUGUUAUGGAAAAUCAAAUCCUUUCCUGGUAAUAAGGAGUAUAUGUUAAGGUCAGAGUUUAGACUCCCUAGUGUGAUUUCGGAAGAUGCACCACCUGACAGAAAAGCUCCAAUCCGAGUCAAGUUUGAGAUACCCUAUUUUACCAUCUCAGGAAUUCAGGUUCGUUAUCUCAAGAUCAUUGAGAAAAGUGGAUAUCAAGCUCUCCCGUGGGUGCGGUACAUAACAAUGGCCGGUGAAUAUGAAUUGAGGCUUAUUUGAAACCAACCUCUGCUUUGCUGAGUAUUCUGCCAAUAACAAGUACAUUGCAUUGCAUUUGACAUUGGCAUUGAUCAUCUUGCUAUAUUUUUAUUUAUUUAUUUUUAUUUUCUUGUUGAUGUUACAGUU
This is a messenger RNA of Ipomoea triloba (trilobed morning glory), 1413 nucleotides long. Its product is annotated as AP-1 complex subunit mu-2-like. Bases 1 to 1287 code for a protein of 428 amino acids. Gene Ontology annotation, cellular component: cytoplasmic vesicle; clathrin adaptor complex. The transcript is spliced from 11 exons. Lineage: Eukaryota; Viridiplantae; Streptophyta; Magnoliopsida; Solanales; Convolvulaceae. The record is from RefSeq and is a predicted model, not a curated record. Gene Ontology annotation, biological process: intracellular protein transport; vesicle-mediated transport.